This is a messenger RNA of Sitodiplosis mosellana (orange wheat blossom midge), 2023 nucleotides long. RefSeq names its product carboxylic ester hydrolase-like. The record is from RefSeq and is a predicted model, not a curated record. The coding region runs from base 165 to 1979 and encodes 604 amino acids. The transcript is spliced from 10 exons. Lineage: Eukaryota; Metazoa; Arthropoda; Insecta; Diptera; Cecidomyiidae.
UGCGCGCACACACAGAGUGUUUUUUCCAGCUCUGUGGUUGAGCCCAUAAAAAGUCGUUUUCAUCCAACUAUUUUUCACUUGUCCACAAAUCGUUCAAUUGAACGUUGGUUCGAAAUUUAAUUAGAAAAUAAAUCGAUUCCGACAAAUUAAAAACGUUUUGAGCUAUGGUCGUGUUGAAAAAUUCUUUUGAAUUCUUUCUAUACUUAUUAUUCAUUAUUUUGGGCAUCGGAAGUGGUGAAAGAGUGUGUUCUAACGUAGAAUUUGGAUGUAAAGUGGUAAAAACGAAACUAGGCCAAAUUGGCGGUGUUCAAUUGAGCACGAUUUGGGGUGGAAAUUCAUUUUGUGGUUAUCGUGGCAUUCCAUUUGCUCAAUCACCGACUGGCGAUUUAAGAUUUAAGGCUCCCGUUGCGACUGGACCAUGGGAAGGCACACUAAAUGCUUCUGACUACGGUUCGGUUUGUAUUCAAACAUCUGACGGUGGUUCGAAAUCUCCUCAAUCGGAAGAUUGCUUAUUUCUCAAUGUUUUUGUACCAAGUGCUUCGGUGUGCAAUUGCAAUACGACCAAUAUCCCAAUUAUAGUUUAUAUUUUCGGCGGUGCCUUCACCAGAGGCGGAAGCAAUAAGAGAGGACCGGAAUUAAUUCUGAAUCGAUGUGUAAUUUUUGUGUCGAUGAACUAUCGCGUUGGCGUGUUUGGAUUCCUUCCGUUGGCCCUGCCUGAAUACUCAGGAAAUAUGGGACUAAAAGAUCAACAAUUGGCUAUGCAAUGGGUUAAGGAACACAUUUCAGCCUUUGGUGGCGAUCCAAACCGCAUUUUGCUUUCUGGUCAAAGUGCUGGCGCAGCAUCUGUUGGUUUUCAUAUUCUGAAUAAAAAAUCGCGAAAACUCUUCAAUCGAGCUUAUGCAAUGAGUGGCUCGGCAAUAAGUUUAAACGCUCAAAUGGAAACUAAUGAUUUAAGACCACAAUUACGAACGGCUGCUCAAACAUUAGGCAUAAAUGUUACCACAGAUGAACAAUUAAUUGAAGCAAUAAAAACGAUCCCAACUUCAGUUUGGCUUCAACUUACUUACAUCAACGGAACAAGCAUUGAUCGAUUUCCCACUUGGUCGGCAGCCAUUGAAAAUAUUGACGCACGGAAACCUUUCUUAACAAAAGACCCGUUGGAUAUUUACCAUUCGAUGUCUUCGAAAUGUGAUGAUAUUCCGUCGACUAUUUACACUUAUGUGUCAAUGGAAAUGAUUCCAUACAUCAAAGCCGGAAUUGAUGAUCCAACAUUAAUUGAGGACUUGAAUCGAAACUUCUAUUUUCGUCUACCGUUUCACAAUUUCGAUCAAGUGAAGUGUAAAGAAGCGGCGAAACCAAUCCUCGCUCAAAUGCGCCAAUUUUACUUCGGAAACAACACAAUCAAUGCAUCAACAAUUAUGCAAUAUGUUCGAAUGUUGAGUUACUACACUUACAUUUAUCCGAUACAAAGAGAUGUCAAUAUUCGUGCCAAAAGGGCAAAAUGUCCACAAAGAUUACAAAUCAAUAAUCAAAAGACACCACUGAAUAUAUUCGGUGCAUCAGAUCCACACAUAGCAGCACUGCCUGGUCCUGGACACACAGAAGAUUUGUGCCACUUACUUUAUUGCAAAUCUUCUGCCUCUCUUUAUGCAGCCGUUGACAAAUACAAAAGCACCAAUAUGGCAUACAUGAAUGCGUAUAAAACGAGCGAGGAAAUGAUUGAUAUUUUGGUAUCGUAUGCGUCCACUGGAAAUCCAGUUUCACGAACAGGCAGUUUAACUAACUUCCCAAGAAUCAGUCGACAUCCACUCCGAAAUUUAUCCUAUGUCGUAAUCAUGGAUACGGGAGAUAUUGCAGUCGGUGCAAAUCCAACGAAUGAAGAAUACAAUUUAUGGCGACAUAUCGAUUUGCGCGUACAAAAAUUGAUAAGGAUGGGCUGUAGCAAAGUAAAUGUGCCGGAUAACUUAUUCAAAGUUUGAAACUGAGAAUCGUUUGUUUGUCUUGAAAAGAUAAUAAAAUCGAA